Messenger RNA from Dioszegia hungarica, 2742 nucleotides. RefSeq lists its product as uncharacterized. The transcript is spliced from 14 exons. NCBI's taxonomy places the organism in Eukaryota, Fungi, Basidiomycota, Tremellomycetes, Tremellales, Bulleribasidiaceae. The record is from RefSeq and is a predicted model, not a curated record. Gene Ontology annotation, molecular function: lipid binding. The coding region runs from base 1 to 2742 and encodes 913 amino acids.
AUGACCGGUGCCAUGGCUACCAAGUCCGAGAUCCGGGAGCACCCGUCCAAGCAGGGCGUCACCGUCGCCGCCUCCGGCAAGGAGCUCGAGGCCGAUGUUCAGCGCAAGAUGAAGGUCUGGGGUGUCAUUGAGGCUUUCCGUGACGGGCGCAUGCCCGACAACAAGCAGAUCGACGCUGCGCUCGCGUACGCCCAGAAGGCGUCCCCCGUCGACCUCAACAAGCUCUCCCCCGAGGGCCGCGUCCUUGUUGACGACACACGCGACAUCAUCGAGACCCUCCGCGCGAUGGUCCACGAGAAGAACGCCGAUGAGCUCUUCCAGAACGCUCUCUACACCUCGGUCAAGACCGACGUCUCGCACGCCAAACAGAGCGGUGUCGUCCCCAUCUCCAAGGAGGACGCCAAGGCUGACGGCGAGACUGCCGCCAAGCACCUCCGAGUCCUCCUUACCCUCUUUGUCACCAACGCCGAAGUCCGCAAGCUCGCCAAGGAUCUCGGCUUUGUCGGUCGCGACAUCUUCGCCUCGACCGCGUCGCGCGCCGCCGACAAGGCCCGCCCGUCGCAGCAGCAGCUCGACCAGGUCGACCGUGAGGCGCCCUCCAAGCAGUGGAUCGGUGCCGACGGCAAGAAGCUCGGACCUAACGACACCCCCGAGCUCCAGAUGAAGGGCCCGGACGGUGCCGAGGUCAGGUACAACCCCAAGGACGCACCCAGCCAGGCCAAGGUGACCGACACUCAGGGCAACACCCACUCGGCCGGCGGUCUCUACGACAAGGCCCAGCAGAAGAAGGAGGAGGUCAGGCAGACUGCCGAGCAGAAGGCCAACGAGCAAGGCGGAUCCGGCGGGAUCAAGGAGCAACUCAAGUCCCACGCCCAGGACGUCGCCGGCAACCGCGACCCCAACGCCUCGCUCUCGCAGCAGAAGGACCAGGUCCUCGGUGCCGCCCAGAACAAGGCCGACCACGCCCAGAACCAGGCUCAAAGUCAGGCUCAGAACGACUCGCGCGCCCCCAACAACGCCGAGGACGCCAAGAACCAGGCCCGCGACAAGGCCAACCAGCUCAAGGAGAAGAUCCCGGAGGAGCACCGCCAGAAGAUCUCUGACGAGCUCCACGCUCAGAAGGAGAUCAUCCAGGAUGCCUUCCCCGAGGAGAGGCGCGAGCAGUUCAUCUACCGCUUGAAGAAGGUUUUGGUCGAGCUCCAGGAGCACAAGGACUACCGCGAGGCCAUGACUUGGCUUCUCGACACCUUUGACAACUACAAGGGCGCCGCCGAGCACGUCGCCCACAAGGCCACCAACGCCGCGGACGGUGUCGCCAGCGACGGCGGUGUCCAGGACGCCACCCUCCGCUUCCGCCGCCUCCUCGAGCGUUUCGCCAACGGCCAGUCCCUCGACGGCGUCUACAACGCCCUCGACCAGAUGUACCGCGACACUGCCAACGACCCCAAGCUCAAGAACUGGUGGUCCCACGCCAACGACUACGUCCACCGCGUCCUCCUCGAGCCCGGAUUCGUCCUCGAGGACGAGGCCGACAAGGAGGGGCGUCAGCUCCAGGAGGGCGGCAAGGAGUUCUUCGACGACAAGUACAAGAAGAGCCAGGAGACCCUCUUCGAGGAGCUCCAGCGGUUUUUCACGGCGUUCGCGGAAGAUCCGCUCAACCAGCGUCUCGGCGACGACGUCAAGCGUCUCACCAAGGACCUCCUCUUCAACGAGGAUGGUAACUUGGCCUUCAAGCCUCACCUCUGGAACGACCUCAGGGUCCACUUCUUGCCCGCCGUGAUUCGGCAGAUUGGGUACGUUCCUAUACCCCGUGCUGAGUAUGAGGACGACAAGAUCGCUGUUGUCAUCGAAAAUUUGAUCUUGAGCGGGCCAAACCUUUUCCCCAACGUCGUAACGCUCGAAGCAAACAACCGCGUCACGUUUUCCCCCUACGAGAACAUCAACAAGACGCUCGACACGCAUCACCACAAGAUGAGGCUCGGUAUGAGCCAGAUUCAGGCCGACAUCCGCGACGUUGCCUUCUCGUUCAAGCGCAAGAGCGGGUGGCCCAAGCUUUCCGACCAUGGUCUUGCGGAUGUCAUCAUCAGCGGCAAGGGUAUCAGCAUUGACGCCGAGAUCGAGUCGGUUGAGCACAGGCGAAACGAUGUGUUCAAAGUGAACCAUGUUACUGUCGAGAUCGACAACAUGACCUGGAAGAUCAGGGACUCGAAGCACGACAUCCUCUACAAGUUCCUUAAGGCCACCGCCACCGGCAUCAUCAAGAAGGCGAUCCAGGCGGCCGUCAAGGUCGCUCUCACCAAUGCCCUCGAGGAGGGUAACAGCCAGCUUGCUCAGGUCCGCAACACUGCUGCCGAGGCUCGCAAGUCCAACGAGACCAACCAGCGUGAGGCCAUCAAGGAGCUCUACAAGCGCAAGGCCGAGAAGGCGGAGCGUGAGAAGGAGGCUGCCAAGGACCACACUGGAACGUUCCGUAUAGUGACCAACCAAGAGUCCAUGCUCAACCCUGAGAUGACCCACUCGGACGGAAAGAGCAUAAUCAAGAGACUUGCUAAGACCGAGGAUCUUAGCCACAGCGGAUCGGCCUGGCGCUCUCCUGCCUUCUCCCUCACCGACUCCAAGCACCCAGCCGUCACUGGCGAGCACCAUCCUCAGGCCGUAGCGGGUGCGGCGCACGGCAAGGGCAUGUCUUCGGCCAUCCCAGCUCCCGGGGCUAGCGGCAAUCAGGGACCGGCCGGAAAGUAA